This is a messenger RNA of Cherax quadricarinatus, 2259 nucleotides long. The record is from RefSeq and is a predicted model, not a curated record. Lineage: Eukaryota; Metazoa; Arthropoda; Malacostraca; Decapoda; Parastacidae.
CUUCCAUUCAUCAACAGCCCUCAAUAAAGGUAACUGUCAUGCUGAAUGUUCAUUCUUUUGUGCAUGUAAAUCUAUCUUUAAUACCCUUUACCGUGCAGUGCCUCAAUAUUGAGGCACCAAAAGUAUGGUUUUCAUGGCGCCAUAGACACAAAGCAUAUGCUCCCAGAGACUUCUCACCUCAAUCCAGCCAAUCACACACCUUCUGGUUGGAGCUUGAAGGUGGAGUCACUUGGGUAUUGUCCUCUGCUCUUGGCUGGGAGCUCCUCAAGUGUUCAGUACUGCUUGACUUGUUGAAGGAGCAGCAUUUCGACCCUCACUCUCCUGAUAUUUCACCAAUUUACACCACUCCAGAAUGUCGUUGAACACAAAUGUGUUUUAUGGAUCAAGGGCUCAAAGAAGAAGGGAUUACAUCGUGCCAGUUACAUGAUGACAGUGACCCUAAUGAGGAAGUGGAUUCUGGAGAUGAUUAUGAGCCACAGGCAGAUGCUUCUUCUUCAAGUGAAGAUGAACAUGAAGAUUUGUCUAAGAGAAGUGGGCAAGUUAAUGUAAAACGAAGAAAUGUACGAAAACAAGCAGUUAAAGAUGACGAGGUUGAGGUAGAUGAAACAACUGUCAACAACACUAAUGCCACCUGGAGCAAACUUGACAUAACAAAUACUCCAUUACCUGACUACAAACAUGAGGUACCAACACAUAUCAAGGAACCAUUUCAAUAUUUUUGUGAAUUAUUUACUGUAGAAAUGUUAGAAAGUCUUGUAUUUAACACAAACUUGUAUGCAACACAGAAAGAUGUUAAUACUAACUUCAACACCACUAGUGAAGAGCUUAUGCAAUUUGUUGGAAUUCUGAUAUUCAUGAGUAUGGACACCCUGCCCUCUUUAGAGGAUUACUGGUCCCAUUACCACUGUCAUCCUGAUAUUACAACUGUUAUGACAUCUAAAAGGUUUAGGUUACUAAGGACAGCUAUUCAUAUAAAUGAUAAUACCAAGGCAACAACUGACAGGUGCCAUAAAGUAAGACCACUGUUUGAAGGUCUAAGAAAAGCAUGCCUAACAGUUCCAGGUACACCAAAGCAAUCAGUUGAUGAGGUAAUAGUGGGAUAUAAGGGAACAAGAGCAGGAAAUCUCAGGCAACAUUUCAGGACCAAGCCUGAUAAAUGGGGAUUUAAACUUAUUUGCCGGGCCAGCGAUGAUGGAUUUAUACAUGACAUAAUGAUGUAUCAAGGUCAAACAACAUUUGAUUAUCACAGUGUUAGCCUAACAGAGGAGAAGAAAAUGCCUAUAAGUUCCAAGGUUGUUAUUUGCCUUGCAAAGACUAUGGACCACACAAAGACCAGUGCAAUUCAUGCAGAUAACUUCUUUACCAGUUUGCCUCUAGUGAAAUAUCUGCAUGCUACAUUCAAUUGCAGGUACACAGGCACUGCAAGGAACAGCAGAAUUGGAAAACCACAUGGAAAAAACAAAGGUGAAAAGGAGUGCUAUGGAUUACUGUUCAUUGGAUGGUGUCCUUGCUGUACGUUGGAAAGACAGUAAGGUUGUUACUUUACUGACUAAUGAUAUUGGCAUCUACCCAGUGACAAAGAUAAAGAGGUUCAGCAAGGAGCUCAAACAAAAGGUGGAAGUUGACUGUCCUGCAGUGAUAAAGAAUUAUAACGCCCAUAUGGGGGGCAUUGAUAAGAAUGAUAUGUUGGUGCAUCUCUACAAGUCUCCACUCAAAGCAAAACGCUGGUACAUGAGGCUCUUUGGAAAUACCAUUGAUCUUUGUUGUGUCAAUGGCUGGUUGUUGUACAGGCAUGACUGUGGUGCUUUGAAAGAGAAAUACAUGAACCUCAGGGAAUUUUGGUUUUCCAUCUCCAAUUCUGCAAGAAAGUCAACCAAUGGAAUCCCAAGGAGCCUGAGAUCUCCAAGUUGUUCAACUUCACAGUCUUCUUCACUUGAUGACAUUCCCAAUCGGCAUAGAAAAAGGCCUCAUGAUACAAUAUUUGAUGAAACACAAACACACUGGCCAGUUUCUGCAAAGAGGCUUUCAUGUAAACAUUGCAACACCAAGAACAAGAGGACCUACUCUUCCUUUGCUUGUUCCUUCUGCAAGGUUAAUUUAUGUCUAAAUUCAAUGAGGAAUUGUUUCCUGGAAUUCCAUAAGCAACAACAUGCUUAAAUUCCUCUGAUAACAUUUUUGUAACAUUUUUUUCAAUUUUUUAUAAAAUGUCAAUUACUAAAAAUGUGUUAAAUUUAUUGAAAUCAAGUUUCUGUGCCUUUU